GGGAGGACCAAAGACGUAACAGCGGAAGAAAUAGCAGCGGAAAAAUAACAUCGCCAAGAGAGGGGAGAAAAAGGAAAAAAAAGGAAAAAAAAAAAGCGUGCGAAGAGGGAACGAGAAAGCGACCACCCAUUUUGCGCACAGCGAGAGGAAGCCCUUGAAGGUAGCCACAACUGGAGAAACUGCAAAGCUUGAAAUAAAGUGCCGCCUUCCGCGAAACGGCCGACCAGGUGAGCAGCCCACAGCCGAGCUGCAUCCAGGAAUAGCCGCACAACUGCACAAAUGCACAGCUGAAGAGCUGCCCAGCUGACCGCCUACCCAACUGAAGAACCUCUUUUUCCACCCGCCGCGAUUUGCAAAGAUGUCCAUCCACCUGCUGAACAAGAAGGCGGACAGCCUGCGGUCCACGAACGUGCUGCUGACGAACAUCAACGCGAGCAAGGGGAUGUACGACAUAAUCAAGAGCAACCUGGGCCCCAAGGGGAGCUACAAAAUGCUGGUGAGCAGCUCCGGGGCGAUCAAAAUAACGAAGGAUGGCAACGUCCUGCUGAACGAGAUGAUGAUUCAGCACCCAACGGCGAGCAUGCUGAGCCGAAUAUGCUCCUCCAUCGACGAGACGUUAGGAGACGGGUCCAGCAGCAACCUCAUCGUCGCGACGUCGUUGAUAUACCUUUCGGAGAAGUACAUUCUGUACGAGAGCAUCCACCCCCGUAUCAUCACGCAGGGGUUCGAUCAAGCCAAAGCGAUUCUCCUAGAUGUAUUAGAAUCGAUGAAGAUCCCCAUAAAUGUAAAGGAGCAUUUUGAUAAGGAGCUCCUCUAUAACGUUGCCAAGACGUGCGUUAGGACCAAACUACCCAUCGUACUGGCAGAUAAGCUGGCAGAUGACCUAGUGGAAAGCAUCAAAAUAAUUUAUAGCCCAGAGAAGCAGAUAGAUCUCCACAUGGUAGAAGUGGUGGACGUUAAGAAAAAUAUGAGUAUAAAUACAAAAUUGGUUAGAGGAAUGGUCCUGGACCAUGGCUGUAGGCAUCCCAACAUGCCAAACAAACUGACCAAGUGCUUCACCCUAGUGUUGAAUGUCAGCUUAGAGUACGAAAAGAGUGAAGUCUUUUCUUCCUUCGUUUAUUCUACCGCGGAGGAUAGAGACAAGUUAGUCGCAUCGGAGAGGAAGUUCACAGACGAUAAGGUGAAGAAAAUCAUAGAGCUGAAGAAAAGCCUAAUUGAAAGGAAAUUUAAAGAGACAAACGAGAUGUACAAUUUUGCUGUCUUCAAUCAGAAGGGAAUCGACCCAAUCAGUUUGGACCUACUGGCCAAGGAAAACAUCAUGGCUUUGAGGAGAAUUAAAAGGAGAAAUCUAGAACGUAUAGUCCUCUGUUGUGGUGGAAAUGCAUGCAAUAAUGUCUACGAUUUGUCGGAGGAAGAUGUAGGAUUUGCUGGACUCGUAUACGAAAUUUGCAUUAACGAUGAGAAAUACACCUUCAUUGAAGAUGUGGUUAACCCUAAGAGUUGUACCCUCUACAUUCAGGCCCCCAACGAUUAUACCAUUAAGCAGAUAAAGGACGCCAUCCGGGAUGGCCUCAGAAGCAUUAAGAACUGUAUAGAAGACCAGUGUGUUAUUUCCGGGGCGGGCUCAUUUGAAAUUGCGGCUUACUGUAAAUUAAAAGAGGAAGAGAAAAAGAUCCGAGGGAAGCAGAAGUUCUCUUUCGACGUUUAUGCUAAUAGCCUGCUCAACAUCCCAAAAAUUCUGCUGGAGAAUAGCGGGCUGGACAUCCACGAGACGCUCUUCAAUGCGAUCGACAAGUACAUGGCCGACCAGUCGGAGCCCCUGGGCGUUGACUUGGACACGGGCGAGCCGAUCAUCGCCCAUUUGAAGGGCAUAUACGACAACUACUGCGUGAAGAAGCAAAUCAUCUCCAUCGCCACGGCCAUCUCGCAGCAGAUCCUGCUCGUCGACGAGAUCAUACGGGCGGGCAAGUCGAUGGGCGAGGAGAAGUGA
This is a messenger RNA of Plasmodium vivax (malaria parasite P. vivax), 1990 nucleotides long. RefSeq names its product T-complex protein 1, zeta subunit, putative. The transcript has 3 exons. Bases 359 to 1990 code for a protein of 543 amino acids. Lineage: Eukaryota; Apicomplexa; Aconoidasida; Haemosporida; Plasmodiidae. The record is from RefSeq and is a predicted model, not a curated record. Gene Ontology annotation, cellular component: chaperonin-containing T-complex. Gene Ontology annotation, biological process: protein folding. Gene Ontology annotation, molecular function: ATP-dependent protein folding chaperone; ATP hydrolysis activity; ATP binding.